Saprolegnia parasitica CBS 223.65 is the source of this 3477-nucleotide messenger RNA. RefSeq lists its product as hypothetical. Gene Ontology annotation, molecular function: DNA binding; ATP binding; ATP-dependent chromatin remodeler activity. Gene Ontology annotation, biological process: positive regulation of transcription by RNA polymerase II. Gene Ontology annotation, cellular component: nucleus. Lineage: Eukaryota; Oomycota; Saprolegniomycetes; Saprolegniales; Saprolegniaceae. Bases 1 to 3477 code for a protein of 1158 amino acids. The transcript is spliced from 5 exons. The record is from RefSeq and is a predicted model, not a curated record.
AUGGCCUCGACCGGCGCCCCCUCCCCCGGCGCCGGCCACGCCCUCCGCCCCGGCCCUGCGCCCGCGGCCGCGCCCCGCGAUCUCUUUCUCGCCCACUGGGGCCCAUUUCAAACGCGCCUAUUGGCCGAGCUCCUCGCGCUCCGGACCGCUGCAGAUCAUGUUUCACAGACCGACGACACCCGGUCGCCGGUCCGGCGAAAGCGGACGCGGUCCAAGUCCAAGUCCCCGACGCGGCUGUCGCCGCCACAGGUGCGCAGCCCACCGCGCAAGGUCCAGCGGUCGGCGGCGCCGACCCGGCACUACCAGUCGCCGGUGGUCUCGCUCAACCCGGCGUACUUGGGCCUGCCAGCGAUGAAGGCCAAGGAGCCUGCGCCUGCCGAUACGACGAGCUCAGUGACUGCGUUCGCCGACUUGUUGCGUCUGCACGUGGAGAAGACGCAGCAGCUGGAGAAAGGCCCAAGCAAGAAGCGCCAACUGCAGCGCGUUCGCGAUCCGCCGCGCACCAAGUGCCACUGGGACGUGCUCCUUGACGAAAUGCGCUGGAUGGCGACCGACUUUGCCGAGGAGCGACAAUGGAAGCGCGCGCGCGCGUGGCGUCUCGCCCGCGACGCGUCGGACGCCAAGAGCCUCGAGAAGCGCAACCAGGAACAGGACAAGCGCAAGCUUGCUCGGUCGGUCGCACUGCAGGUCGCGUCGUUCUGGCGCGCCAUGGAGCGCAUUGCUGCGAGAUACCACAAUCGAUCGCCAUCGUCCGUCGAGCUGCACACGCGGGCCGCGCCGAAAGACGCAACGCUCUCACCGCGUUCGGACGCCCACGUUGACUUUGCGUGGGCGACCUCCUCGGACGCAUCGGCGACCAUCCACGACUUGGUGGCUGCGAUCUUUGCCGUCGGCAAGGAGGCGCGGGACCUCAUGAAGAAGCAAGAACUCGUCCUGGACCUGGACGUGAAGCUCGCGCCGUUCCAACUGAGCGCGCUCCGUUUCAUGUCGCACGUGCACAGCGCGGGUUACAACAUCAUUCUGAACGACCAGCUCGGCACGGGCAAGGCGUUUACCGUCUCGCUCUUCUUGCGCUACCUGGAGCUUCAGACGCCGAGUACGCACCCGCACUUGAUCCUUGUGCCCGACGCCGAAGUGCACAAGUGGGCGCACUACCUCAAGGCGCUCCACGGCUCGCGCCGCAUUCAGAUCUAUGGUGGCACACCACUGGACCGGCGGCGCCAGCAUCACACGUGGGACAAGGAGUAUACGGCGUCGCUGGAUCCGCACGAGCGCUACGACAUUUACGUGGUGCUCUGCCCGCACGCGUGCUACCUCGAGGACGCGGUCGUGUUUCAAAAGCACACGUGGCAAGUCGUGGUUGUCGAAGACUUUGCGCCGACGCUGACGCCGCCGCUCGCACUGACCAACGUCUCGCGGCGCAUUGUCGUGAGCGAACUCGGGCUCGAGCACUGGGCACCUGAGCGCGCAAGUCUCUACGGCGCGUUUCUCCUCGACACGCCGACAACGCCCUAUGUCGCCUCGGUAUGGGAAGACGACGUCGCCGACGCGAGCUCGGUGCAGCUCAUGAUGAAGCGCGCGGGCAUCCCGUACAAGGACGAAGUGUCGUGCCUCCAGAUUGCGCUGCGCGCUCUCACGCUUGGCAGAAUACGCAACGACAUGGAGGCGCAGCUCGGCAAGGUCGAGGAGCAGACGGUCGGUGUCGCGCUCACGUCGUCGCAAGUGCAUGCGUAUACCGGUGCGAUUACAAGCUUUUGCUCGAGCACCGACAAGGCGACCAUGGACGGGUGGCUGCGGCUGUUUUUGCGGCUGCGCGCGAUCGGCAACGGCGUGUCCUUGGAUGUUGACCGGCUCGGCUCGAUGGACCGCAUGAUCGUCGCGAGCUGCUCGUCCAAGUUUGCCGCCUUUCUGGAUCUCUUGGAGCGCCUGGUCGGCACGGAGAAGCGCAAGGUGGCCGUGUACCUCCAAAGCGACGCGAUGCUCCCGGUCGUCGAACACCUCACGGCCAACGUGCUCAACCUCUCGACGGUGCGGGUCACGGGCUCGGCCGCGUGCCAGCACCGCGCCCUCGCGCACUUUGCAUUGAAAGACGCGGUGCAAGUGGCCAUUCUCUCGACACGGACGCGCACCGUGGGCACGAACCGCGCGGUCUGCGUCUACGGCGCCCAAGCGAUCGUCGUGCUCGACAGCGACUGGGACCCAAUGUGCGACUCGAAGCUCCGCGCCGCGUGGCAGCUCCUCGCGACCACGAUCGACGUGCCUGUCUUCCGGCUCUACAACGAGUCGACGCUUGAAGCGUCGUUUUUGCGCGUGGGCGCCGUCCUCUCGGAGAAGCUCUUUGGGGAGAUGACGCCGACCGAGUGUGUGGCGUCGUCGGCGUUGAAAGGCGUCGAGUGCCCGCCGUGGUGGUCGGUCUCGACGCCGGACCUCCCCAAGACCAUGGCGCGCGCCGAAACGAUUGAAAAAUACUGCAACAGCGCGCUCGACGGCGAUAUUUAUGCGCUCGAGGCACCUCUUUCGACCGGCGGCGAGCUCGAACUCGAAGAGCAUUUGCUGCUCUCCAACAAUGACGAGCUCACGCCGGUGGAGUGGUACGCUGUGCACCUCGUGCAGUCGCUCAAGGAGAAGCAACCGCCGAAUCGCCCGACCAAGGCCGUUGUCGAACCGAAUAAAGACGACAGCGCACCCAAGUCGUACGAUGACAUGGUGGACGCGCACCGCGUUGACGCGUGGAAGCAAGAGCCGACCGCGGGCUUGUACUACGAGCGUCCUCUUGCAGACAGCGACAGCGUGCCGUCGAUCGUUAAUCGCUUCCGGGCGCUGGGGCUUUCGCCGACGUACGAUGUGUGGCGUGCCCCCGAGUACGACCCGGCCAUGACGUUUGUCAAGGAACCCAUCGAUGACGCGCCGCUGUGGGUUGCGUACCGCACCAAGAAGCCACCGACGCCAACGGCACCGGCGGCCGCUGACAAGAAGACGGACGCCAAACCGACAAAAGUCAAGAAGAACAAGUUGCUCGGGAAGGCGUCGCCGCCGAUACCUGGCGGCAGCCCCAGCGUCAAGCGCAAGGAAAGUUCCAAGAAGAGUACCGACUACGCGGGCUUUCCGCUGCCCGACUCGAGUGGCUUUGACGACGACGGCUUUUGGGGCGAUACGAACCUCGAUGCGCUCGACUCGGUGUCGUGGGACGACACAUCGAUUCUUGGCGGCAUCCAAGUCGGCAUUGAGAACUCGUUGCCGCCCGCCAAGAAGGCCAAGACGUCGACCCCCGUGACGUCAACGUUGCCGCGACCGCGCAAGCCGACGCCGGAGCUCGCGCGCGAAGGCUGGAGCUUUGUCGAGGAGUCGCUCAUGAAGAAGCUCCACGAGAUGUACGGCGCCAACUGGAAUCUCAUUGCGCAGAUCUUGACGCGGCAGAGCAUGGUUAAGCGCCGGUCGGCGAGGCAGUGCCACGAAAAGAUGCGGCAAAGCCUGUGA